GCCCUCCUGGGGGGCUGCCGAAGUCCCCCUGCCCAGCCCCUGCUGCAGGACAGGAGCCGGCAGCUCCCGGGUUAUAAAAGCCAGGCGAGGCCUGGGGUGGGGCUGGCGUCAGUGGGAAAUGUCUCCCUGGAAGCAGGUUAGCUUCACAGGAAACCCGUCACCAACAGCGAGAAAACUCCAAGGACAAGUUGAACGCAAACGACAUCUCGGAGACAGUCCAUGGGGACUGUACCAGAUCCUCUGAGAUCUGCCAAGCUUUCCGUGGUCUCAGCUUCUGCAGAGGAGGAGCACCUGGGAGACCUGCAGUCUGCUAAGCACCAGCCCCAACUACCCAGUGGCCAGAGGACCAGCAAUGGCUUCCCUUGCACACCGUCCAGCUCAGCUGCAGUUUGCUUGUCUGACCUGAAAUGCGCAGGUGCUGCCGGCACUCAGGGGUGUGAGCAGUGCCACAAGGACAAUGAGAGCCGGCAGGAAGCCUUUCCUCCUGGGCUCGCCAGCACAGCUGCAGAGGGGCAUCCUGCAGCUGUAAAUCCUGCUGGUUGCUCCCAGCCAGUGGGCAGUGGAACACCAGCAGCACCAGCCCUUCCUGCAGCAGGAGCCCUCUUGGCGGGGCAAGGGCCAGAGAUGAUGCCAGCCCCCCAGAGCUCCCGGCAGUUUGUGCAAGGCAGCCAGGUGAAAACGAGCUCCCUGACGCAAAUAGAUGACUCUGCCUUGAAACCUCAGGGGACCAAUGAUCAGCCGGCACUUGAGGUGUUAAAUUAUUCUUCCCCAGGUGAUCCUGUCAGGGGUGAUGAAUCCUGUCAUACUUCUCAGGCAAACCUUCUGCAAAGAGGGGAAAAAGGCAGGGGAGCAGAAAAAAAUGGUUCCGCUGCAUGUCAGUCAGCCUUGCCAGCAAGGCAAACCGAAGCUGACCUGGGGAGAGACCCACAGACCAGUUUGGAGGCGAAGAGCGGGCCUGCAGACAAGGCACAGUUGCAGCCCACAGAUAAAGCUGAAGCGGCACAGAGCAACAAGGCACCAGCCCAGUUUAGCCACAGGAGUCCACAUCCUGUACACAACACAGACCCCAGGCCAGGAAGUCCAGGUCCCACCCAGCUCUCCAAAUUCAGAGAAACAGGUACAAUGACGGUUCAGCCAGAGAGCAGCUCUUUGACUCAGGAAGCUGUAAGUAGGACAUGGCGAGAUGCUGAGGUUCAGGCUGUGGCUACUGUGGAGAGCAAAUCUGCUUCCACCAGUCCCAGCAUCCUUGUUGCCUUCUUGAAAGGAAAUCCUCCUCCAGAGGAGAAGGAAGAACUGCACAUAAUUUACCAAGGAGGUAUGGGGCUGAGCCAGGCUGAACGUACUGACAAUUUAUCCCCACCACAAAAGUCCCCGUGUUCUCCUGGUAUCACAUCAAAAUCGACUGUUGUGGCUGUGACUGCUUCAGCCCAGACCCAGCCUGUCAAACUGCCUGGGGUGCCGUCUGACAUGGUGUCUCCAGUGUCAGCAGAUAAUGCAAAACCUGUUGUCCCCUUCUCCCCUGCAGCUGUUACCUCCCAAGGGACACCUGUGGGUAAUGCUGGAACGAUCGGUGAAGCCCAUGAUGGCAAGGAUGCUGCUCAGCUGCCAGUGGAUGCUCCAGUCUCACCAAAGCCUGUCCCAGUCGAGCAGCUUGCUCUUGACUCCAGUAAUCAAACUCCAUCACAGUCUGGGACUGGCACUGAUGAACCAAGCAACACUUCCCCUGAUGCUGUCCCAGGAACCAAGAACAACGGGCGAGAUCUUGUCCGUGUUGCAGGAAGCAGCCCGUUAGCUUUACUCUGUAGCACAGACAGUGAAGUCAAGCAGAAGGAGGUCCCAGCUAGCUCUGAGCAAAAGCCUGUGCAAAGUAAGGGUGCAGGUCAAGGGGAGGCCAUUCCUUAUCAAUCUGUGGUAAAACCAAAGGAAGAAAACUCAAUGGUGCUUGAUCCUAAAGGAGGGAUGAAUGUUAGCAGCCAGCCUGCCACUGUCCAUGUAAAGGCGUGCUUGGAGGAUGUAGGUGAGAAGAGCAGAGGCCAGGGAGACACUGGCCAGUCUCAGACAGCCAGCAGCCAGAACCUGCAGGCAGGACUGACACCUAAGUUGAGUGGGAGUUCUCCAGGUCUUGCCCAUCCUGUGGCAGCAUCUGCAGCUCUCCAGCAGCAAGGCUUCCAGGCCAGGGAGUCCAGACACGAGCUUCACACAGCAGCAAUUCCUGCUUCAGCUCAGGCCUUGCCAAACCUGGGGGAAAACAAAAAGCAGCACACCCCAGCCAUGGAGGCAAAAGUGCAAGUGAAGCAGUCCAAACACAUCAGGGAUGUUGUUUGGGACGAGCAGGGAAUGACAUGGGAAGUUUACGGUGCUUCCCUUGAUCCAGAAUCCCUGGGAAUUGCCAUCCAGAACCACUUACAGAGACAAAUACGGGAACAUGAGAAACUGAUCCGGGCCCAGAACAGUCAGACACGGAAAUCCAUUUCCUCGGAUACAUCUUCAAAUAAAAAACUGAAAGGGAGGCAGCACAACAUGUUCCAGUCCAUGCUGCAGAAUUUUAGGCGUCCUAACUGCUGUGUCCGACCUGCUCCCUCUUCUGUGUUAGACUGACGUGGUUUGCAGGGGUGCCUGGAUCUCUGCAGUGGUAGAGAGAAUCCCUCUCCUCAAGUCCUGCUGUUCGGUUGUGUUACUGAGGUUGUGAUGCAGCAACAGUGGAAAAUUAUUCCCCUUUGUUUUCUGACUAGCCACAUCUCCAUCAUGCCAUUAUUAUUGUCACAGCUGGUGUAUUCCCACAUUAUGCCCCCUUCCCGACUACUGUCAGAUGAAAAGCUAGGCACUUAGCAAAAGCACAAAUUUCAAUUGCCACCUUGUUGCAGGGAGAGCAGCACCUUCUGUUAAAGUAGGAAGCAGAGAGAUUAUCAGAAUUAUUAUGGGAAUUAUUUGUGUGCAUCAUGAGGUCUUAUACAAAGGGGUGGACUGGGGGAAGCUGAGGGAGGUGGAACUAAGGUUUAACAGCUGUCAAGAUCUAAAACAAGACAACUUUCCUGGUGUGUAAGUUACCUACGCUGAGGCAAAUCCAUGAACAGGCUAUGGACAUUGAUCACUGAGCAGUCUCACUUCUGCUGAUACUGUGGGUCACUGUUUUCAGGUUAGCCCCAGGGAGACAGGUCUUCCCUUCUUGUUGAAAUGGAGAAUGAGGAAAAGAGUGAGGAUCAAGACUGAAGGACCGUCUCUUUGGGAGAAGCUAAAUCAAUGGGAUUUUGGUGGCCAGAAGGGGAGGUGAAAGAGGGGCUUUUUGUCCCCCGCAUCAGCCAUGCUUAAGGUAUAAGCAGGUGAGGCACAGGAGAGCACAUUGGUAAAUGUACCUGCAUCCAGUGGGAUGGUGCCUGCUGGGGUGUUCCUGCCAAGUCUUUCAAAAGCAGUGAGCCAUUCUGGCUCCUCAGCUGGGGUGGGAAGCCCCUGCUCCCCGCCUCCCACGGUGCUGAGCACCUCUCCUCUAAAUCACUCUUUAAAGUGAUGUGGAUCUUUCUUCUCUUUCCAGAGAUGUUCUCCCAUACGAGCAGGCUGUCCUGUCCAUGAGCCUCCAUGUCUAGUGUGGGUCUUUUUCCCUUUUAAGUCCUUAGCCAACUCUACUUUUUCAGUAUUUUGGUGCUUUUCUUGCUGCCUUUCAUAAAACCAAUACCAUUUAUUUAGCCCGUGUGUGUUUUGUUUUACCUAACUCUCUAUAUUAUAAACCAUUAUAUUGUUAACUUGAAAAAUUUACUUUAUAGCAGUACUGAAAUCUUGAGACAAUCUUUACUGUAUUUCUGACGUUAGAAAAGUUAUAGAAACUGCUAAUAAAAAGUAGCUUAGUGACUGUUUCUCCAGAAUUGUGAUAUACAAUAAUGUCUCAAAUGUAUGUUGGUCACAUUUCUCAACAUAAUAUUUUUCAGCCUGGGAAAUAUGUUUCCCACUAGCUUUUUAUUCUGUCCACUAGAGUUCUUAAUGGGAGGCUGGGGAACUCCUGCAGUUUGUAGGAAAUUUAGUUAUCAAUCCUGCAAAGCACUGAGGAUUUGGAUGCUGUAAUCCUGCAGAGUACAAGAGUUAAAUAGGAGUUACUUUUAUUCCAUUAAAGAUUUUUCGUGAAUCAUGAUGAUAAUUUUUUUUUCCGUCUGUAGUACCACAUGCCUGACUUACUCUGUAGAUCUUACAACUUACUCUAAAUCUUACAGGUUUACACAGUGUAAAUGAGUAUUAAUGGGGUUUUUUUUGUUUUUUUUCUGUGAAGUGAACCUGAGGUAGUCCCCUUUUAUUUAGGAGGUCAGAUUUCUUGAGUAUAUCAACUGGCAACCCUUCAUAGUAGCUGUUUUGGGGCAAUUUUUCCCCAACAGAAGAGUAAAAUACUGUAAUAUACAAUAUUUUAACUCAGUUCAAUGAAAGGUGUUACCUCUAGGCAUAGUACUGAAUUGACUCCCAGUUUUCCUCUGGUGCAUAUCUGGGGGCUUUAUGUCACGUCUUCGUUCAAUUUCUGUAUGUUAUUUCAAGUCCUCUCCCACUUGUGAUGCUGAAUUGCUCAUUCUGAAACACCACAUUAGAGAGUGUCUUCCCACCUCUGCCUACCAGGAGGAAAGUCUCCAGCCUUUUUUCUGUUAGUACUGCUCUUUCCAUCCCCUUCCUAGCAGUGUCUGAGAUGUGAGUUUCAUGUGAAAUUUUGUGUGGCAUUAAUAUUGGCAGUAUCAUUAGGUCAGGUUAGUUGACAAGUUCAGUGUCUCUUCCCACAUUGUGUUCAUGUCAGCCCUGACAAGGUUCCCUGAGCUGUCUGUGUUUUUUGCUGUCUCCUGUCCAGGUCCAAGGCUUUGUGCUGCUCCUUUUGCCUCCCUUCUGCCCCUUCCCUCACUAGCUGUUGCCCAGCCUGUCUUCUUGUGAAACCGUGUCCCUUGGCUCAGCUUGCGUCCCUCUCUCUGCUGUCCCCCUUCCUGUAGCGCUGUGAGCCAGCUUACUCUGAACUGUCCCUUUUUAUCCUCAGUCUGAAUAUACAAAUGGAUUGUCAUAUUUUUUUCCAGAGGAGAAUAAAUGGCUAUCGCGCAUUCACCAAUUUCUAUGAACUUUAUCCUUUAGCUUAAGCUCUGCAAAAUAUUUCCAGCGUAUGGGUGGCUUUAUUGAGACCAAACUGGGCUUGGCAAUGAAUGACCAGGGUGCUGGGCCAGCACUGGAAUUAAUUCUUCUUUGUGAGGAAGAGGAGAUCUCCCCUGGUUCCCUGCAGCUUCUUUCAGCUGCGUUUUCACUAGCCAGUCCACCCACACCUCUCUUCCCCACGCCAAAUGACCUUUCUUCUAGGAAAAUUUCACCAAUGCAUAUGUACCGCAAAGCGCUGAUGGACAGCUUACUAAGUGGAUGCAUCUGAACAACUGCAUGGGCAUAACUGAAAAAAAUGUAGUGUUCAGCACAUAUUCUGGGAAAAUACCAGUGCAAAGACGCAAAGUGUCCGUGACACUGUCUGGUGAGGGCAGAAGUCCUGCAGACGUGUGUUUGAAGUCAAGCAAUAAAGUGCCAAAAAGCCAACACACACAAAUGAGUCGAUAAUCACCAGCACAUCUCAUGGAAACUAUUUUAGGUUUUGACUCUGCCUUGCUAGGGCAGACUGUAGGCAAGCUGCUAGUUUUAACACUGGUGAUUUAUGCUUACUCCUCCAUACAGUGUCUAGAUGAAAAUAUGAAUCCUCAUGUGGAUGACACACGUUUCACCAGCAGCAAAACAGAACCAUGUUUUGAGUAGCAAUUAGCAAAUAUUAUGCAUGUGAGUGGGCUUGUAGCAGCCAAGAAAGACUGUUCUUGGUGUCUUCAUUUGUCAAAAAUGAAAGUGUGCCUGGAGUAGUGGUAUGGCAGAGAGUAGGGGCAGAUGAUCUGUGUGCCACCACCCCAUUCCUUUUCUCUACCCAGUGACUCAGAAUCACAUUGCUGAUGGUUGGAUGGUUAAAAACCAAGGAAAUCCAUUUGGGCUAAUAAAAAGAGGGUUCAAAACACAAAAUACUUUGUCAUUUCCAAGAGUAAAUCUAUAUGGAAAAAAAAAGGAGAAAAAUACCUGUGUCGCAGCUUAGCCAGCUGAAGUAACUUUUAAAUUCAUUUUUUUGCAAGAUGAGAAAUUUUGGGAAACAAGCUUACUGUCAGGAAACUAUUUCCUGUUGGUUGCAUUUAUAAAGGCAGUGAAUGAGAACGGAAUAUUUACUUCUAGUUUCACUUCAGGAGCUUUCCACUAGGAAAAGAUGAGAAUAAACACAUUUCAGUGUUACCAAUACAAAACCUGAGUUAAAAGAGUAUGUUGGUGCAGGCAAUUUACAGUAUAGUCCUGGAUUUCAUGUGAGGCUGUGACAUGUCUAUGUGCACUUGGUUGGUAUCAGCCAGCUUUGUGUUGCUUUGGGCACAAGUUCUGAAGUUCUUCCUCAUUUCUACUGACUUGGUUUGGAGAAAAAAAGAGUGGGGAAAUAGCUGAAUAGACAAGAAGGGGAAUAUCUGUCUUCUUCGUUUCAGAGGAAAAAAACCUUCUUUUGAAUAUACAAGAAGGAAUUGCUGAGAAACAUGGGAAGGGAGCGACCAAAACUCAUGUAAAAUAAAGUUGAUGUAGGUGCUUCACAAGGAAUUCCCAUUCCUGUGUGUGUGAAGCCAGUGUUUUGCUUAAGUUCUGCCCAUUUCUUCAUUCUGACCUCACACAUUUUUCAUAUUGUUGGUGGUAUCCCGUGGCUUUUAGGAAAAUUAACAUUUCCAAAGGCUGUAUAUUUUGCUAGUAUUUAUAGAUAUAUCCAAAUUUGAUCAAAUAAAACCUCUAGGCAAACAACCUCAGUUUAUUACUGCUACCGCAAUUGUAAAAUGCACUGUUUGGAGAAGCAUAUUCAAGGGAUUCAGAAAAGGUGAAUGUAUGCUCUAAAGAUAAACACUAGCUUUUCUCUUGAAUUUCAUUACUAUGGUGAAGUGUUAAAGGUAAAAGUGGAAAUCCAAAUGAAGAUCAGUGUUGAAGGAAAAUUCAAAGUGGCUGCCGCUGGUUUUCAGUUUGGAAACUUGAUGGAAUAUACCAUUCCAGUGUUUCAUUACUUAGCUCAGUGUAUGCAAGGUUUAUGUGAAAGUACAAAUUUUAUUAGCUUGUUAGCUCCAUUAUCUUGUUCUGUGUCUAUCCUUCUACACCUUUUAAAAGUUAAUGCAAAAUGUUACCAAGACAGAGUAAAUCUUUCACAGACAGCUUAUGGGAAAAGCUGCUCUGAAAGAGACAACUGAUUGUCAGACUCCGUGGGCUUAAAAACUUACAGCUACAGUUUUAGUAACCAACCUCAGCUGUUUGGGUUUUUUUGGUGUCUCUGUAAUGCCUCUAUGAGUGAUCAGUAUUUUCAGUUGUCCGAAAGAUGUGCACAUAGAUCCUUAUCCAAAUACUGCACACUACCAAGUAUCUCUGGGAUCACUGGCUGCUGCAGUGGUUCAUGGACCUGAAGGUCAGGUCUUGAACCUUGAACUGGCUGCAGUGUUCUCUUAGGGGCCUAAAUUAUCCCACUUGAGUUAGUGUAGAUGUUUAAAAGAAUGAAGUAUUACAGCUGAAUUGAGCCAAACUGAAAUUACUAUCAUCUGGGUUUUUUUUUUAAACUCUUGAGAUUUACUGGGUUUUUCUGCUUUUUGAUUUUCUGAGCAGCCCUUCCUUCCUCGAAUUUAUAAUGUGGAUUUUGCAUCAAAACCUGGCAAAGAAGAUCUUGCAAAGUGAAACAUACCUUUCACCAUUCAGGCUGCUUUAAAGAAAAAAUAAUGUUACUACUGAGCCAAAUCACACAGAGAGGAAAUAUUUUUUCCUCUAGGAUAAUGUUUGCUGUAGGUAAGCUUUUGUGUACAUGUGUCCCUGUUUAAAAGGGGAGUACAUGUGUGCAGGUCUCCAUGCAUCACUCAUGCUCUAAUAUGACUUUUUCUGUUUGCCCUUCUGAUUGAAUGCUGGAGGCUUAGCAUUUUCUACAACCUUGAGGCAAGUUUAAAUCACUCUGCAAUACAGAAACAAGGAUUUUCUCCUUAUCUGGUCUCUCAAAAACAGACUAUGGGUGACAGCAAGCAUUGGAGUUCAUUAGAAGUAGAAUCACAUCAACUGAGCCCCAUUUGAAAUAAUAGACCAUGAGUUUUUGCUAGUUUUCUGCUUAGACUGACACUCUUUUGAGUAGAAAUAAAUGACAUCUGCCAGCAAAGUUUCCAGAGGUUGUCUGCUGCAGAAUAUGAGUCUCUCAGAUGCUUCUCAGCAGCUCUGCUACAACUGGUGACCCUUCUGCUGCAGUGUCCUCCUGACAGCACUUCCCUUAGCCCAGUUCACAGUCAAUAAUUUCAAGUACAUCAAAGGCAAGUUUAGACACUGCCCUGAGGAAUUUCCAUAAAAUGGAAGAGAAAGAUCCCUAUGUUUGUGGCACAUAAAAUCACAUCUGAGUUGUGAAAUAAAGGUCUCAGUGGCACACUGAAAAAUACUGGGAGUUUCUACACAGAGUUAAAGGGAGGGAGCAUAGCUGGACUUUUAAUUCCAAAAAACUAUGGCCAUGGAUCAGUCAGCAGCAGAAGAAAACUAACUUUGGGGCUUCUAACAACAAAUAAUAUUAUUGUGGCGUUAUUCAUUUUAUAGUUACACUGAUUGAACGUGAUGUACUGUACAAAAUAAAGCUAGUAUUAGGCUUCCAGGUGUACCGUGGCAUUCAUUUGAGACAUACCAACAGAAGUUUGCAUGUGAAGAAGUCUUACAGUGAUACUAAAGCAAUGUUACCCACUUGAUUGAGUCCCUUAGGAAUUUAAUGUUUUGCUGUUUUACAUCUGGUUUCCAUGCUGAGUACAAUAAAAUGAGCACUGUCUUAAUUA
This is a messenger RNA of Pseudopipra pipra, 8825 nucleotides long. RefSeq names its product GPRIN family member 3 (gene GPRIN3). Lineage: Eukaryota; Metazoa; Chordata; Aves; Passeriformes; Pipridae. The record is from RefSeq and is a predicted model, not a curated record. The transcript has 2 exons. The coding region runs from base 220 to 2598 and encodes 792 amino acids. Gene Ontology annotation, biological process: neuron projection development. Gene Ontology annotation, cellular component: plasma membrane.